Bombus impatiens (common eastern bumble bee) is the source of this 7992-nucleotide messenger RNA. RefSeq lists its product as uncharacterized. The record is from RefSeq and is a predicted model, not a curated record. Bases 6271 to 7440 code for a protein of 389 amino acids. The transcript has 4 exons. Lineage: Eukaryota; Metazoa; Arthropoda; Insecta; Hymenoptera; Apidae.
UAUAUUUUUAUACCGUUACAGUUACACACAUGAUACGUACGUUUCUAGAAAUGUUCCUAGAAAUGUUGGUAGACUUUCACGAAACACUAUGCACAUAUAUGGAUACAAUACAGCAUUUAUAAAAUAUCUUUCUGAGAAUGAUCGAAUAUAAUUCCGGAUAUUCGGAAUUCAAAUAAGUAAGUGAUUAUGUCUUUUGGGUUAUUACAGUUCCACGAACGAGAAACUUCCUUUAUUCUGUCCCGUUUUUGUGAAUUUUUGCGCAACCAAGGAGGCUACUUCUUGCCCCUUUUUACAAGCGUUAACCUUCAUGAGGAUUCCGUGCUUGAAAAAAAGGGAACAUAAAUGAAAUAUUAGUGUCGACGUCUUACCGUGUUGUAGAGUAAAUAAGUACGUACUCGGUUCUCGAAGGUAAUGUCGGUUAUUAUAAUUCCAUCUGUACAUGAGAAGAAAAAAAAGAACGAAGAUAUGCGAAUAACUUGUUCCAAUGAUCGCAUUUUCCUCUAUUGAAGUCUGAAUUGAAAAUAUGAUUGCGGCUACGUUUUUCUUCUCGUUGUUUAUCGCGUAUACCUUGACCGUAUCGUAGUUUAUAGUUUAUUUUCAAUCGAAGGUAUGUACACUAUCGGCUAUAAGUAUUUUGGGACGUCUACUGUGUUCUCUAUAGUUAAAGUCUCCUAUUUACCAUUCCAAAACAUUUGAAAAGACUAAAGUUCCGUCGUUCCUUCUGCCAUCUUUGUUUCUUUUUUCUCCAUUCAGCUUGAAAUAUUUAGUCAUUACUUUGUAACAACCUUUACGGUAUAACUUUGAAUGAAACAUAAAAAACACGGGCAAAUAUUUCAACGUGUCCCGAUAAACGAACAAAUAUUAGGCUACUUUAAGUUACGAAGGACAGCGCUGAUACUUAGUACGACGCGAAUUAGUAAUAGUAUUAUUAUUAGUAAUAGUAGAAUUAGUAAUAGUAAUUCGCAUCAUGUGUGCUCCGCAACGUAAAAUAUUAAAUAAAGUAGAACUUGUUCGAGCUGUCCAGCAAAUCUAACGUGUAGGCUAAAUAUUCUGAUAUUUAUAGCAAGCAGUGUACAUCUGCUUUUGCCUGAUUUCUCGAGCGCAUUCAUUUCGCGAACAGAAAAAAAUUCGUGCAAUAAUGGCAAAUACGACGUCGAUCUCGAUCAAGGUCUCCUUCGUUCUUCGUCUUUUUACGUUGUUCUCGAUUCCGUAUAGGCGCUUCUAUAUCGCGUGCGGAUCAAAAAUCUCUCGUGAUACGUUCGCAGCAUAAAUUACGUUCCCAAUUUUGUAGUCAAUUUACGCUCCGAAACUGAUACUUGCCACUGAUUGCCUACGUAAAUAACACACGGCUGUACUAUGAUGAAUGAAGUUUCUAAUAAAAUUCGUGAAAUAUCACGGUGUUGUUCUCGUUGGAUAGGAGACGCAGCAUUCUGGCUGUUCUCCGUGGAUCAGAGAAAAGUGGUUCGUGUAAUUUAGAAGCCAUCACGCGUGGUCAUCCUUGCACGCACAUAUUAUGUAUACGACUCAUGUUAGAGAAGUGUGCAGUCGCGUGACUAAAAAUACAAUCCUGUACGUAGAAACGGUUAUCUAUCGCCGGCAUUGUUUCAUGGACAAUCAUCUAUCUCGAGCCUCGACCCGUAUAGACGUAUGAUUUCUUUCUUGCCUUACGAUACGAAUCUUCUACUUGUCUCGUUCUCCUUUAUUUCUUUCCCUUACUCCCUCCUUUUUCUUUUAUCCUUCGUAAGGGAUAUUAAUCUGUUGACGAGUCAUUCUAUGACCAGCAUAAUAGUGAAAUUAAAAGUUAACACAAAAAAAAACAAUUUCGGAUAUCGAUCUUAAUUCUUCCAGAUAUAAACACGAUACAACUUAUUUCCAGUAGAAACGAAGCAGGUCGUUAAAAGAUGUAAAAUCAGGAAAUAAAAAUCUAGGAAUUAAUAAUUCACAAAUGCGCAUAAAUUAUUAUAUCCAAUCGUUUGGGAAUUUCGAAUGGCCAAUUAACUCGUCUCUCUCGAUUAACAGGUUAAAAGUUACGAUUUCGCGAAUUACCAUUGAUAUGUUGUAAUGUGACCAUAGCCACGAGUUUAGACGCGCUCGAAAUUCGUUCUCGUUUCUGCCGCUGAUUGCAUAUCGUUUCGAACAAACUGCAGCAUGCGAGCGUGACGCAGCGGGGUCAACACUCAAUCGGUACAACGGGAGCUGAACGUGCAUCAGAGAACACAAAAGAGACAUAAAAAGCAGGGAGAAAGAGAGGCGAUACAAUAGUGCUACUGGUGCUCUGACAAGCGAGAGAAAAAGAGAGUAGAGGAGAGAUAGAGAACGCGGAGGCAAAGUGGGCUGGAAGUAUCUGUACGGUGCGGUGUAAGAGGAAAAAUUGAUGGCACGGUUACGAAUGGUCCUGCUGCUGUUAUCAAAUAAAAGCUAGCCCGAAUUUCUUUCUGAACUACGGGUCACAAAAUUAUGACUACCAUUUUUAAUAAAACACGUUUUUGUAUAUCUAGAUUUAUCGGUAUCUGUUCCAAAUCGUUCGAUCGUAACAAACCGCAUCGCGCCACGAACAAGCAUACUUUCGCAUUCUCUAGGCUUUUGAAGUUACUUAUGGUUAAAAAAUCACGAUUCCAAAGAUCAUGUGUAAAUUAGAUGCGGUAUAAUUUGCAUUACAAUUCGAGACAUGUAAAGAAUUAUUACUACUAUUUCCUAAAUAUUAUUUUUUCCGUCACGAUUCACGGAUUGAAUUUCAAAUAGAACUAUGUAAUCACAAUGGCUCGCUACGAAUACUAACCCAAUUUCGUGUCACCUACGAAUGCCUGAGUUUUCAAUAGAUCUAUUCACACUUAUGGACUCAAUAAAAUCGUGACCGAUGUACUACACGCGGGUCUUACAAUCCAGCUGAUAAUUUCAAGGGGAUCUUCCUUAGUAUCUUUGCCAUAAUUUAUGCUAAAUUAAUUUCGUCCAGAAUUAUUUAUUUAAAAAGCAAUAAAAUUGUCAUGGCGCGCAUUUGAAUAAAGGGAAACAUAUCACGAAAUCAUUAUUUAUUAUCUAUAUUUCAAAUUUUCUGAAUUCAUCAUCAGUGGUCCCUGUUUACGUUAUACGAACAGUUCAGAAAUCACAUCGACUAACUUCAUAAAUUUAAACGUAAGGAAAAGUGAUGAUAUUUUACAAAUGUCUCUUUCUUUAUUUAUUGUCCUUAGAAUUUACUGUUAUUUAUGUUAUUUGCUUACGAUAUACGAGCUUGUGGAAAUGCUUUAUCUCGAGUAUCGAACAUUAAUCGUGUAUUUGGGUAACGAAAUUGGGAAAUUUAUAAAAGGUGACAUUGAUCAGUUUGACUUUUAAGAGGCCGGUGUGACGAUUAACGUUCUAGUUACGAAACAAAACCAUGGCUCCGACUCGUGUUUAAUAUGCAAUGUCUGAAAUUUCGAGAGGAAUUCUACUCUUUAUUCAAGAUGUUAGAGAAUUAAGUUACGGCUGUUGAUGCUGUUGAUCGGUUUUGGACAUUGGUCAUUUCGUGUCUGCGGCAAGUACCUUCCUGCCGAGCUUCGGAAAUGUCUUAUCAGGUCGUAUCUUGUAUAAACACGUUCCACCUGGUCUCAGGCCGUCACGACCCACGCCAUUUUCUACUGUCGCUGCCCACGUUGUUUCGUAACUUUCCACGAGAACACUUUAUCACGCACCGUUCGUCUCUCGUAUUGUUCUGCUCUGUUGAUAGCGGUAGAAAGAUCGCAGUAUUGAUUAUACGCAUAUUUCUUCUAAUAGCUUCUCGCUAACGGUGUUAAUGAUCGUAGUUCGGAAAGUAAAGAAUGGCAAGAACGAUGUCGUUGAAAAAAAUAAACUCUAAAAAUGCGUAUUUCGAUAUGCUGAUAGGACAGACGCGUACGUCAACCCUUAGAUAUUGUACUACAAUAACGAAGAAUUCAGAAUGAAUAAGUUAGAAGUUUAUUAUCUUUUUAUCUCGAAGAUUUGUUGCAAUUUUAGAAGAAAUGAAUAUUAAUAAUUACAUCGGAAUAUGUCGAAGAAUGAAUUGCGGUUGGUUAACUUUAGUCGUUGCAGCAUCAUCUCGUGCUAAAGUGAUUGAAAUACGUACACAUCUAUAAUUAAGAAUAAUUUAUCCCAAGUCUACGAUUUAGAGAAGUAUUACGAACUAAAAUGAAAAAUACAACCGUAAAGAUGUAAUAUCUGUAUAAGAUUAAUUUAUUUUCCUCGUUAUAUUUUGCAAGUCUAAAGCAAAGUUUACGGAGUACUAACCAAGUACUUUAAAUUGGAUGGAGAAAAUAAUAAAACUUCAGUUUUCUCGAGUAUUUUAAAAUGAUAGAUAAUACGUUGUAACUAAAGAAGGUAGUAUGUAUAUGUAUGUGGUAACUACACUGUUGAAGGCUUAAUGGAACAUUAGACGAACAUCGUCCACGUAGGUGUAAAAAAUCAGAAGCAAAAUGUAAAAUUAGCGAAGGAUGCAGACGGUGAUUAGCGUGGACCUUUGAAAGGCGAUCGAAUUAGUUGGGUACGCGGAAUUCCCUGUACGGGACGAUUUGUAGCAGUAAUCCAGGCUUACGGUUCCCGGUGCUUGGAUGCGCUUUAAUAUGAUUUAAACCUACCACCGUGUUGGCUACCGUGUUACGAUCGUGAAGCUCUUACUGGCUACAUGGGCCUUCCAGAGAGUCCUUGAGGAGAACUCGAGAGAGCGCGAUGAAGCGAGACAGUGAUACACGCGUGCGUACACGCAAGAAAGUGGCGUAAAAUACGUAGGCGAGGUACCGGUUUUUUCCGGACCCACUACCGUUCCUCUUUGAAUUUUAAAUCUUUCUCGCUACCGAAUGUAAUUAAGCCGCAUUCACCGCCAGACAAAAAAUUGAAUUCGUACAACAUCCUAUAGGAUUAAAUUGCAAGGAAAGCGCGUCGGUUCUCUUCAACAUUUAGCUGUAUAGUUUUAUCUAUGAGUAAACUUGUCUCGUGCGUGCCUUUGUACAUAAUUUUCAUCGAUCUAAAGCUUUGCUUCGAACCUUCCUUCACCUCGUUCUUCUUCGUUGCUCGACAUUAUCCUUCACAUUGCGAAACUAUAAUAUCCGACGAGCGUUUCUCUCUUUCAAGCAGCUUGAAAUGUAAUGGAAAACGGGUUAUUCGCACGUGUUUGCUCUUUGCAAAUUCAGCCGUUCACGUGCGCCGGCUGAGACAAUUUCGUGACGCGAGUCACUCGAACACACCGGUUCGUAGCUUGCCUUUGUUUUCUCUGUCUUUAGUCUCACGUGUUUUUCUUCGUCUACUUCUUCUGCACUUCCUUUGCUUGUUCGUUGAGUAAGCGAAGCGAACGCUUUGAGGUAGCCGCCGCGUUUCAGAUCGGUCGAGGCGACGCGACCGCGACGCACGAAACGACGUACCGGGCGACGCACCAACGAGAUACCUCACUGCGGUCCGUGCCUCGGCAAAAGUGACAAGGCCCCGGUAAUUAUAACGGGUGGCGCAAAAAAAAACGACGCUUCUCGUCUACCCACCGCAGAUCUCUCGUUUCGUCCAGUAUGCACUCGGACAUGCAACUCGAUAAGCAACAUUACCCGCAGAGUCCUUCUCCGUGGUACUCUCCUUUUCGUAGAUUGUUCGCGUGAUCUUCACGAUCUUGAUAAAAUAUAAUCCACGCAGAGUUCGUCGAUCGAACCAGUCAUCUCUAUCGCGCGACGGAAAUCGUACGUUGGAUUCGCUGGAAUUAUUGAAUUACGCGGAGCUUCAAUAAAAUCAAUGAACGCUAUCCAAUGAACGCUGAAUAUUGAAUUUUCAUCCUCAUCGUCGUCGAUCACCAACGGUAAAUCAAUUACGUAAUAAAAAUAAAUGAAAUGCAAACCUCCGAUUUGUGCAUACAAUAUGGUUGUAGAACCUCUAAUUGCAAAAUUAUAUUAUCAUUCACUUAGCCGGGUCGAUCAACUCGGUUCAUAUUCUUUGGAAACUCGCGAAUUACGGGCAACAAUAAAUAGUCUUUUAAUGCAAAAUAAUAACUCAAAAUUGCUAUUGAGAAUUACAUAUAAUUCUUCGUAAUUGUGUUCUUAAGAUUUAAGAUUAAAACAAAAUAAGUCGAGAAAUCGGCAGUUAAAUACAUUUUGAUAUGAUUGCAGAUAGAUGUACGUGGUAUGUCAUUAGUUGUUAUUAAUAUUUAACUUAUUAAUAAUUUAUUUUUCUGAAAAAAUGAUUUACGCUCAUAUCGUAUAUGUGGCGACACCUAUUAUCCACGAGUGAAAGGUAUAAUGUUUCAUUGUCAGCAAGAAGAUGGCAGUAAAAUAAAGUAGUUUAUCAAUGGAAAACCAUACGCAAGCUAUUUCAUUCGCGAAUAGUUAUUUCGCUUUGGUCGAUGGUCUUGUUUCUGGUUUAGAAAGUCAGCUCUCGGAGGAUGUGGUCCUGUAUUGGUUUGGCAGUUUGAUCAAAGGCAGGAAACAUGUGUCUACCUUCUUGCGAAGUCGUAAACUGAAUUCAAGGCAUAUAUUCUCACAUAUUAUAUCGACCACUGAUAUCAAUUACGAAAAAGAAAGGUUAACUCGGAACAAGCUUUGUUCGUGUCAUUAUCGAAAACAGCAAGAAUGUCAAACAAGACAUAAUAAUUUCGUCAAUGAUAAUAGUACAAUAUGCGAGCCGUUCCUCCAAAAAAUGGAAAGGUCAUUGUCGACGUGUGACGUCAUAACAGACAUUAAUCACAACAAAAUCCAUACGAAGGAAAUUGGCGCAGUGGACGACACGUUUUACAAUCUAAGCGAGAAUGAUCUCUCCAAUCUUUUCAAGCUCGACAUCUUAUCGACCGACAUAGAAGAAAUCGAGCAUAGCAUUAAUAGAAUAAAAUUAAAAGAGGAAAUGGUACCAACCAUCAAGAGAAAAUGUAGUCGAAGAGAUAAACACGAUAUCGUUCAAGUUAAGUAUGUGGAGACAAACGGUGAAGUAGAAUUCUCCCGAAAAUUUUGGAAACUAGGUUCCUGGAAAACGUAUAUCUCACGUCUCUCUACAGCUACUCUUCACACUUGGAAGCGGCCAUGUAAAUUGCAAAUUGCAUAUACCGUCUCGUCUCAAUGUCAAACCUUGGAACAAUCGUGUGAAACUAAAAAUGUCACGGUACCAUUCGUACAGCCUAAAGUCAGACUACCCAGUCUACAGGAGAUUAAUGAAAUUACUAGUAGACUAGUGCCCAAUACGAAUGAGUUCGGUGGAUUUUUGAAGGAUGCGGAUUUCUUUGAGGAUUAUAAAGGCUUUCUAGGAAAUGUGAAAAUGGAAAUGGCAAUUAAUGAUUCUUGUAUGCCAUUGUCCACUGCUCAGUAUGUUAAAAAUAAACUUGUAUUUAAUAAACCGUCCAUCAAUAUGGAUGAUCGCAAUGGUAAAGGCAAAAAAAAGUUCGCUUUUAAUUAUCAGAUUCAUCUGAUAAUAUAUCAGGAUAUUGAUACAUGUAACAUGAACGAGUGUUGCACAAUUUUAAAAGAAUGAAAUUUGAAGAGGGGCAGAAGUAUAGCGCUUGAUGUGCAAAAAAUAAUCCCUUUUUCUGCUUAAAUAGUAUUAGAAAAAUCUUUUUCAGGCAGAUGAUAUCUUUGGAAAAAGAUUAAGAAACUGUUUCUUUUUUACUUUUAUAAUUAGUAAAUAUUUUUCAUAAUUUUUCUUUAUUUCUACAUAAGUCCAUACGUAAGUUUACGUAGUUGCGAAUUUUACACUUACAAUGUACUUAAGUACACAUAUUAUGUCUGUUCUGUUGUGAUAAACUGAAUGAUUUUAUGUUCACCAGUAAUCAAGCUUAAAUGAACCAAUCGCUAGAAAAUACUGCUUAAGUUAACAUGUUAUCUAAGUCAGCAAUAUUUGCCACGGUUACAGGUGAUUAAGCUAUUAUAACUUAUUCUUUAAAUACUCAGAGAUUUAUGAAGACAACUGUUUUUGUCUCGUACAGUAUCAAAUCUGAGUUAAAAUAUGUUUUUUUAUUUAGCAUUAAGUAUGCAAUUUUUGUUUUCUUUUAACUCGAAUAAAAUCCAAUCUUGAAGAUUAUACCAA